AUGGGCCAUGAGGUUCACGGCCAAGGAGGGGUCAAGUUCCAGAACUGGGCCAAGACCUAUGGCUCCUCUCCGGAGUUGUACUUCCAGCCUACCUCAGUGGAGGAGAUCCGGGAGAUCCUGGAUAUGGCCAGGCAGCGGGACAAGAGGGUGAAGGUGGUGGGGGGCGGCCACUCUCCUUCUGACAUCGCCUGCACCGAUGACUUCAUGAUCCAGAUGGGGAAGAUGAACAGGAUCCUCAAGGUGGACAAGGAGAAGCAGCAAGUGACGGUGGAAGGUGGGAUUUUGCUCUCGGAUCUGAACGUCGAGCUGAGCAAGCACGGGUUGGCCCUGGCCAACUUAGGAGCCGUUUCUGAGGUGGCGGCGGCCGGUGUGAUCGGGACGGGGACGCACAACACCGGGAUCAAGCAUGGCAUCCUCCCCACCCAGGUCGUAGCGCUCACGCUGCUGACAGCCUCGGGGGAGAUCCUGGAGUGCUCCGAGUCCAUCAACGUGGACAUCUUCCAGGCUGCCUGCCUGCACCUCGGCUGCCUGGGCGUCGUGCUCACCGUCACCUUCCAGUGUGUGCCCCAGUUCUACCUGCACGAGGUGGCCUUCCCCUCCACUCUCACCGAG
Messenger RNA from Phaethon lepturus (White-tailed tropicbird), 612 nucleotides. RefSeq names its product L-gulonolactone oxidase-like. Gene Ontology annotation, molecular function: oxidoreductase activity, acting on the CH-OH group of donors, oxygen as acceptor; FAD binding. The record is from RefSeq and is a predicted model, not a curated record. The annotation marks the transcript as partial. The transcript has 6 exons. Lineage: Eukaryota; Metazoa; Chordata; Aves; Phaethontiformes; Phaethontidae.